This is a messenger RNA of Kwoniella botswanensis, 1164 nucleotides long. RefSeq lists its product as uncharacterized. NCBI's taxonomy places the organism in Eukaryota, Fungi, Basidiomycota, Tremellomycetes, Tremellales, Cryptococcaceae. The record is from RefSeq and is a predicted model, not a curated record. Bases 1 to 1164 code for a protein of 387 amino acids. The transcript is spliced from 10 exons.
AUGUCCUUUGCAUAUGGUCGACCCGGUCUAUUUUGCUCAGAGAUCACUAUCAAAGACGCUCGUGAUUUCCUUCGACAUCCCCUUUCGCUGCCCACGGAUGCGAGAUUGGUUUCUUCGUGCGAAUCUCUGAUGUUGAGAAUGCCGCUGCAUCAACCUCUUGCGCUGGCGCCAAGUAACGCGGCGCAGCCGUACCCAAACAUGGACGGAAAGCUAAGAGAGGCAAAUCGAGCCAUAACAGAUUGGUACAACUACUGGGAUGGUUAUUAUGCGCGCAAUGGUGUACCUAAAGACCACUUCCUACGAGAGACAUUGAUAACCGGUGGUGCCGGAUCCUUCCUAUCCUCGAACUCUUACGUCUUGCACGAGAUUCGGAGCCGAAGAGACGUAGCAUUCCUGUCGGACGAACGGAGACAAUGGUUGCAAGAGGCUGGAAGGAAAGCACAGCAGUUGGUGACUAUAUGUCUGCGAGGGCAACAGUAUGCCAACACGAUACAGUAUGCUAACCUCCUGACCCAUUACAACAUCGUAUACGCUGCGCGUUUCCUGAUCCGUAUGGCUACGCUGGUUCCUGAGUCAUGUAAUUUGAGACAGAUCGGCAAAGACGUAGAACAAGUUGCGAUCAUGUUGACCAAAGGUGAGUUAUCUCGCCAUGAGAAUGCGCUGACCCGAUCAGUCCCUGGCUUCCUGUUCGCCCAUAUGCUCUCAGACGUCGUGAAGAAAGCUCGGAGAGACCAAGUACUACCACCGGCGUCUCGUGCACCUUCUCGACUGCCGUCUCCUACCAGAGGUCUGACCGCUCUACCUAUGUCUGACCAAAACUCUUGGUCGUCCGGCCUCACCCCGAAUACCAACUUUGUAUCCUCUCUCUCGGGUGGACCGGACAUCUCCAUCAGCGUGAAUCCAGCAUCUGAUCAAGGCCUAUCGUCGCAUAUGGACUUCUUGUAUGCAGAGCAGCUCUUUGCCAACACAGGGAAUGCGAGCACUCCUAGUCAAUUCUUGCCCAAUCCGGCUAGCGGAACCACUGAUCAAGGAUUCAGUUUAGAUGCGUGGUUCCCGUUCCCUCCUUUGGACAAUGAUCUGAGCCCUCUUCUGGCGACGGGUACAGAUCCUUCCGCCCAUCCGCCUCCUACCAACGCAAACGAGAGCCGGCAAACGUGGUGGUGA